Messenger RNA from Penaeus vannamei (Pacific white shrimp), 555 nucleotides. Its product is annotated as oxidized purine nucleoside triphosphate hydrolase. Gene Ontology annotation, biological process: DNA protection. The record is from RefSeq and is a predicted model, not a curated record. Gene Ontology annotation, molecular function: 8-oxo-7,8-dihydroguanosine triphosphate pyrophosphatase activity. NCBI's taxonomy places the organism in Eukaryota, Metazoa, Arthropoda, Malacostraca, Decapoda, Penaeidae.
UCAAUCUACCAAACGCCGCCCCUUCUCCGAUGCAGACACCACGCGGUAAAUCUAAGAUACACUGAGGAAAUAUGUCAACCUACACAAGAAAAUUAUUAACCCUCAUGUUCAUCAGGGAAGGCGAGAAAAUCCUUCUGGGCUACAAGAAGCGAGGCUUUGGUCAAGGAAGGUGGAAUGGCUUCGGAGGAAAAGUAGAACCCGGGGAAACACCCGAACAAGCAGCAAUCAGAGAGACAAAGGAGGAGGCGGGCGUGGACCUGAGCGUGGGCGCCGUGGAGAAGGUGGGCGAGCUGGAGUUCACCUUCGAGGGGGAAGACAUCCUCAUGCACGUCAUGGUCUACGCCUCCGGGAGUUACCAGGGGACGCCCGCGGAAUCCGAAGAGAUGCGGCCCUCUUGGUUCCCCGUGUCCAGCCUCCCCUUCGCGCAGAUGUGGCCCGACGACAGAUUCUGGUUCCCGCUGCUUCUCCGCGGCGCAAAAUUCCGCGGCGCCUUCCACUUCCGCGGCCACGACGAGAUCCUGUCGCAGAAGCUGGAGGAGGUGGAGGGGUUUUGAG